AUGGCUGGACUAGAGAUACUUGCGAGAGAAAGUUUGCCUUCAUUACGAAGCAGUAGCCAAGCCUCUCUAAUGAUAGCUCAAGGCUUAGAAGAUGGCGACGAAACGAGUUGGUCAUGGCAUUACUUGAAGGAAAAGUUCCGGCUGUCCGAAACGGAGAAACUGUUCUACAAAUACCACGCUCGAGUUCAACAUUCGAUCUUCAUGAGUUUUCUCAUGUUGAACAUUUUGUAUUAUUGUUGUUCUAUAAUUGGAUUUUUUCUUCUAACACAGAAAGACAUCGUUUUUCCAGUAUCUGUACGGUUUGCUGCCCUCAUGGCCCAUCUGAUAACAUAUAUUUUGGCGUAUAAGGAAAUGUGGUUCCGGGAGGAAAUCAUUAGGACUGCAGUUGCGGCUUUCUUUGUGUUUGUGAUGCUUGGAAGUGAGCAUGUGAAAAGUUUACAUGAUUUAGUCACCUCGGAAAUAGAAGUUAAUCACCGGAUUCGACCAACCUAUUAUAUCCUUUUAGCAACUUACGUGAUGCUACCGUUUCCUCACAAAUACCAACAUGUUUUAGCAGGAAUCAUAGUAACCGUUUUUGAAUUACUAAUUACGUCUCUAACACAUCAGAAGUCACAGUCGGAGAGGAAUCUGUUGCCCAAAAUGAUGAUAGCAGACACCAUAUACUAUUGUAUAGUUGGCUUCAUCGGGUUCUACAUCAGAUUUCUUCUAGAACUGAUGAAUCGUCGAUCUUUCUUGGACAGACGGGAAGUGACUGAAUCCAGAUACUUACUGGAGAAUGUUAAAAAGCAAGAAGAGAUGUUGCUCUACAGUAUUCUUCCGAAAGACAUUGCAUCCGAAAUAACCGAAUCUGUUCUUAAUGUGCUUUACGAGAUGGAUAAAAAGCCAAACCUGGAAAAGAAAUACGUCAGUCAAACAUUCAACCAAUUGCAUGUGAAGCAACAUCGAAAUGUGAC
Limulus polyphemus (Atlantic horseshoe crab) is the source of this 953-nucleotide messenger RNA. Its product is annotated as adenylate cyclase type 3-like. Gene Ontology annotation, biological process: adenylate cyclase-activating G protein-coupled receptor signaling pathway. The transcript has 5 exons. NCBI's taxonomy places the organism in Eukaryota, Metazoa, Arthropoda, Merostomata, Xiphosura, Limulidae. The record is from RefSeq and is a predicted model, not a curated record. The annotation marks the transcript as partial. Gene Ontology annotation, molecular function: adenylate cyclase activity.